ACGGAAAGAGCGGCGCUCUGGCUGGCAAAUGCCUUCCACGAUUCCAUCUUUUACAAAAGUCUAAUAAGAAUCUCUCUCUACACUUAUCCCAUCUCUCAAUUUACAGAUCAUAGAUUCAAAAUUCAAAGGUCGCCUAAUAAGCCAUGCCAAUGGCGACCAUGCUAUAUCUAACUGUUUUAGCUCUUUCCAUCACCGCCGUAGCAUCCGACACCCCCGCCGCCACUCAAUACACCAACCACACCGUCGGCGGCGCAUCCGGAUGGUUCUUCAACACCACCACCAACACCUCCUCCGCUAAUUACACUACCUGGGCCGCCUCCCAAACCUUCAAUCUCGGUGACUAUCUAAUAUUCAACACAAAUACCAAUCAGACAGUGAUCCAAACCUACAACGAGACGAUUUACCGUAGCUGCGUCAUGGACGAUGCAUCGGACGACACGUUCGAGUACGGCGGAGGCAACAACCAGUCCGGAGUGCCGGUGAUGAUUCCGGUGCCGUUGACCGAAAACGGGACGAACUACUACUACUCCGACGCCGACAAUGCCGUUCAGUGCCAGCAUGGGAUGGCCUUCCAGAUCGUCGUGAAUUACGGCCUCGGCCUCCCCCCGAGCCUCGUCUUGCCUGCUCUUGCGCCCUACGUGGACCCUCCGACGGCGUCGGAUGUUCCGAGUAGUGGUGGUGGGUUGAGGACUAAUGCAAACUUGCGCUGGGUGGUUUGGGAUAUCAUGCGAUUUGGAGCUUGUUUAUUUAUCCUCCUCUUGUGAAGGCAUUGUAGAAGUUGAACUUAGAAUUGCUGUAGGUUGGAUUGGUUACUGGCGUAGGAUGAACUUUUCCAUGGAUACCAUUUUUUUGCACUAGAUUCAAUACAAUUUUUUCAUAAUA
Messenger RNA from Camellia sinensis, 882 nucleotides. Its product is annotated as early nodulin-like protein 18. The record is from RefSeq and is a predicted model, not a curated record. Gene Ontology annotation, molecular function: electron transfer activity. NCBI's taxonomy places the organism in Eukaryota, Viridiplantae, Streptophyta, Magnoliopsida, Ericales, Theaceae. Gene Ontology annotation, cellular component: plasma membrane.